Molecule: messenger RNA, 3039 nt
Organism: Coccidioides immitis RS
Lineage: Eukaryota; Fungi; Ascomycota; Eurotiomycetes; Onygenales; Onygenaceae
Product: protein transporter SEC24
Exons: 5
Coding region: 241-3039 (932 amino acids)
Biological process (GO): COPII-coated vesicle cargo loading; intracellular protein transport; endoplasmic reticulum to Golgi vesicle-mediated transport
Cellular component (GO): endoplasmic reticulum exit site; COPII vesicle coat
Molecular function (GO): SNARE binding; zinc ion binding
Source: RefSeq, a predicted model, not a curated record
CACUGAGCUGCCAACCCCCGCCGUCGUCACUCUAUCAGGAUAGAGGCCACAUUGACCGCACCCUGACCAUUGGGUUUCCCGGGGUUUAUAGGACUGGCCUUGUAUUGCACACCUUGUUCAAUGCGUGCUCGAACGUCCGUCUUGUAAUUAUAAUCUCCAGCAUCUCGUCACGACGCCUUUGCUGAUCCCCUUUUACCCAUUGACCCUUUGCGGCCUUUGAUUCGUUCAGUACUCUCCUAGAUGGCCGCGCCGCAAGAAGGAUAUCCUCCUCCACAUUCCGAUGGCCAGCAGGGCUACGGCCAGCCAUAUGGCGCACCUCCCGCCGAAGCAGACCAACCCGUUGCGCCUCCACCAGCUGGCGCCCCCGCAACUGGAGGUCCCACACAUGGUGGCAGGAAGAAGAGAGCCUAUGCCGGGCAGGCCUUCGAAUUCGGAUCCGGUGCCAACGCUGCCCUGGGAGGACAGCUACCAGGAGGUGGUACCUAUGGAGGGUAUCCCGCGCCACCGCAACCACAAGGCUACCCACCUGUCCCGUACCCAGGCCAACCAGCUCAGCCCGCUCCGGAGACUUACGCGGCGGGGGAGCAGCUGGGAGCCGGAGGCUACCAACCACCGGGCCCCGGCUAUCCGGCGGCCGAUGUCAGCCAGAUUACACAGCAGAUGGGACAAAUGAGUAUGGGGGGCCAGAUGCCAGGUCGAGCGCCAGGAGCCACUUCGUUAAACCAGCUUUAUCCAACCGACCUUUUGGCUCAGUCGUUCAAUGUCGCGGAGCUUGAUUUCCCACCACCUCCUGUCAUCCUUCCGCCGAAUGCUAGCGUUACGCCUUCUCCAACAGCGAACUGCUCAGCCAAAUUUGUCCGCUCAACGCUCAACGCCGUUCCGACUACCAACUCCCUAUUGAAGAAAUCCCGUCUACCUUUCGCCCUUGUAAUUCAACCCUUUACAUCGCUACAUGAUUCGGAGGAUCCGGUUCCAAUUGUCUCGGAUCAGAUUAUCUCAAGAUGCCGACGCUGCCGAUCGUAUAUCAACCCCUUCGUAACGUUUCUCGAUCAUGGGCAUCGCUGGCGUUGCAACAUGUGUAACCUUACCAAUGACGUUCCUCAAGGGUUCGACUGGGAUGCAACCGCCCAACAGGCUCUCGAUAGAUGGCAGCGACCUGAGCUAAACCAUGCCGUGGUGGAGUUCGUCGCUCCUCAAGAGUACAUGGUACGGCCGCCGCAGCCCUUGGUAUACCUGUUCUUGAUCGAUGUUAGCUACUCCUCCGUCACUACCGGAUUGUUGGCUACAGCCGCACGGUGCAUCAAGGAAAGCCUGGACAGGAUACCGAACACAGAUCGCCGCACCAGGCUUGGUUUCAUCGCUGUCGAUUCCAGCCUUCACUAUUUCACGAUACCGAGGGAUGGGUCUGAAAGUUCUGAUCCAAGCAUGCUUGUCGUUAGCGACCUGGAUGAACCCUUCCUGCCAAUACCGGGCGAUCUCCUCGUCACUCUGACGGAAUGCAGAGAAAAUAUUGAGAUUUUCCUCGAUAAGCUUCAAGAAAUGUUCCAGAAUACCCAGAACGGCGGAUCUGCUAUGGGGUCUGCGCUUCGUGCGGGCCACAAACUUAUUGGCCCUGUGGGAGGAAAGCUAACUGUCCUAACGGCAUCGCUUCCCAACAUCGGCUAUGGCUCUCUUGAGAUGAGAGAGGACAAGAAGGUUUUGGGAACGAGUAAAGAGAGUAGUUUGCUGCAAACAGGCAACAGCUUCUACAAGAGCUUCGCAGUGGAAUGCUCGAAACAGCAGAUUUCCGUCGACAUGUUUUUGUUCUCUUCGCAAUACCAAGACGUUGCGUCUUUGAGCAACCUUCCAAGAUACACUGGUGGGCAGACUUAUUUCUAUCCGGGAUGGAAUGCUGCCAGGAGUGAGGAUGCGAUCAAAUUCGCCAAAGAAUUUUCAGAUUAUCUCUCAUCCGAAAUUGGAUUGGAAGCUGUCCUUCGUGUACGAGCAACGACGGGGCUACGAAUGAGCACAUUCUAUGGCAAUUUCUUCAAUAGAAGCUCUGAUCUCUGUGCUUUCCCUGCUUUCCCCCGCGACCAGGCCUAUGUCGUCGAAGUCGCUAUUGAUGAGACGGUAACGAAAUCAGUUGUGUGUCUUCAGACUGCUGUCUUACAUACCACAUGUAAUGGCGAACGAAGAAUCAGAGUUCUGACGUUGGCUCUACCUACAACCCAGUCGUUGGCCGACGUGUAUGCAUCCGCAGAUCAGACCGCGAUCGCGACAUAUUUCAGUCACAAAGCCGUAGAGCGGACGCUUGGCAGUGGGCUCGAACAAGCUCGAGAUGCUCUCCAAGCAAAGAUUAUCGAGCUACUAUCGACAUAUAGGAAAGAACUUGCUGGUGGCAGUGUCACCGGUGGAGGCUUGCAGUUCCCAUCAAAUCUCCGUGGACUACCUCUUCUAUUCUUAGCAUUGAUAAAGAAUCUUGGGCUUCGAAAAUCCGCACAGAUACCAACUGACAUGCGAUCGGCUGCGCUCUGCCUAUUAUCAACAUUGCCACUACCCCUUCUCAUUCAAUACAUCUAUCCGAAAAUGUAUUCCCUUCAUGACAUGCCCGAUGAUGCGGGAGUUCCUGACCCAGCAACGGGAGAAAUUGUUCUUCCUCCACUCUGCAACCUUACAUCCGAGCGUUUGGUGCCAUAUGGGCUGUACCUCAUUGACGAUGGCCAGACACAGUUCCUCUGGGUCGGGCGAGAUGCUGUUCCUCAACUUGUCCAGGAUGUAUUUGGUUUCCCAGAUAAGUCCCAGCUUCGCGUCGGAAAACAGUUCCUCCCGGAGUUGGAUAACGACUUUAAUGAGAGAGUACGGGCAGUUAUUCAAAAGAGCCGAGACUUUCGCAGUCGGGGCGUGGGCAGCAUCAUCGUACCUCAGCUGUACGUGGUCAAGGAGGACGGAGAGCCUGGUCUCAGGCUAUGGGCACAGUCGAUGCUCGUGGAGGAUCGCGCAGAUCAAGGAGUUAGUUUGCAGCAAUGGAUGAGUUUGCUUAGGGAAAAGGUUAUCCAAUGA